AACUUUGUCGUUCGCCCUAACAAAAAUCAUAAAGUAACAAAGGGCAAAGAUUCCGCGAAGUACAGAAACUUUUGUAAACCAAACCGCAGAGGAUAAAAGUCUUGACCCGGACUCAACGACUCCUAUAUUCUUCGCGUAACAUUAGUGAUCAUUGUCUUUAUUCUCUUUUCUUCUUCUCUUUCGUCAAUUCAAUUAUAUUUCUCAGGUUUUGUAAAAGGGUUGGGUUCAAUUUUGAUAGAAGAAAAAGAUGUGGGCAGCCUCUUGCCUUGCCUCGUGCUGUGCUGCAUGCGCUUGUGAUGCAUGUCGCACUGUGGUGUCUGGGAUCAGCAGGAAGUCAGCUAGGAUUGCGUAUUGUGGACUCUUUGCUCUCUCUUUAAUUGUUUCAUGGAUUCUUCGUGAGGUUGCUGCUCCUCUCAUGGAGAAGAUCCCUUGGAUUAAUCAUUUUCAUCAGACGCCUGACAGGGAGUGGUUUGAAACAGAUGCCGUGCUGCGAGUUAGCUUGGGAAAUUUUCUCUUUUUCACUAUUUUGUCGAUUUUGAUGAUUGGUGUGAAAACUCAAAGAGAUCCUCGCGAUGGUUUGCACCAUGGUGGAUGGAUGAUGAAAGUCAUCUGCUGGUGCCUUCUCGUGAUUUUUAUGUUUUUCCUCCCAAAUGAGAUUGUCAGCUUCUAUGAAUCAAUAUCAAAGUUUGGUUCAGGAUUGUUUCUUCUUGUUCAAGUUGUUCUUCUGUUGGAUUUUGUGCACAAAUGGAAUGACACAUGGGUUGGAUAUGAUGAGCAGUUCUGGUAUGUUGCUCUACUAGUCGUUUCCCUUGUUUGUUAUGUGUUGACCUUUGGCUUCUCGGGACUUCUUUUCCAUUGGUUCACACCAUCCGGUCAUGAUUGUGGGCUCAACACCUUCUUUAUCGUCAUGACCUUGAUUUUUGUGUUCCUAUUCGCUGUGGUUGCCCUGCACCCUGCUGUAGGUGGCAGUAUUUUGCCUGCUUCAGUUAUAUCUUUGUAUUGCAUGUACCUAUGCUACAGUGGACUUUCAAGUGAACCAAGGGACUAUGAAUGCAAUGGUCUCCACAGGCAUUCUAAAGCUAUUUCCACGGGCUCCCUUACCCUUGGCCUGGUUACCACUGUUCUAUCAGUAGUAUAUUCUGCAGUGCGAGCUGGAUCUUCUACAACUUUGCUUUCUCCACCAAGUUCACCCCGUGCAGGAAAGCCUUUGCUUCCAAUGGACAGCAAGAGUGAGGAGUCAGAAGAAAAGGAAAAGGCUAAGCCUGUGUCAUAUUCAUAUGCCUUCUUCCACAUCAUUUUCUCUCUUGCAAGUAUGUAUUCGGCAAUGCUUCUGACUGGGUGGUCUACGUCAGUAGGGGAGAGCGGGAAGUUGGUCGAUGUUGGUUGGCCAUCUGUGUGGGUUAGGGUCGCAACUGGGUGGGCAACUGCAGCUCUUUACAUAUGGUCUCUGGUUGCUCCGAUCUUGUUUCCGGACAGGGAGUUCUAAGUCCAAAAAUAAACUCUGCAUACAAAUAUCGUCGAAGUACUAUAUAUGUGUGAUGCAGCUUUUCGAGUCCCUGACACCAGUGGAUUCUGUGUAAAUACUGCUUAUGAUGUAGUAACUAAAUCCUGCUUGUGAACAUGCUAAAUUCCUGAAUGGUGUAUGUGCUUUGUUUCUGUUAUUUGUUGUUUGAAUUCUUCUCAGAAGUUUAUGACCCUCUACAUGGUUAAUGGUGUCUGCUUUA
This is a messenger RNA of Pistacia vera, 1724 nucleotides long. Its product is annotated as probable serine incorporator. NCBI's taxonomy places the organism in Eukaryota, Viridiplantae, Streptophyta, Magnoliopsida, Sapindales, Anacardiaceae. Bases 248 to 1486 code for a protein of 412 amino acids. The transcript is spliced from 7 exons. Gene Ontology annotation, cellular component: membrane. The record is from RefSeq and is a predicted model, not a curated record.